AUGGGCUUACAAUACGAUGUCACCCGGGACGUACGCCCAUUCUCUGGGGAGGAUAUCCUUGCUUACGCCACAUUUCAAUCACAGUGGAAAAGAGCGGAGUCCAGGCUUGAGGAUAUUGGCAAGGGUCCCAUCGAACUCUUACAAGAAUUCAAACGGGUUCUUAAGGGACAAGCAUUGCAACUGGUUGAGUAUCUCCCUGAAAUCGACGAAAACUAUGCCAAAGCGAUCGCUCAGAUCCGACGUGUUUACGAUGACCCAUCGGUUCAGAUCAAAACAAUUGUCGACAGACUUAUUGACAUGCCUACAAUCGAAUAUAAUAAGGCCUCCCUUUUAAAAGGGUUUUCAUUCGUCAAUCAAGCCUUACAAAGCUUUGAUGGUUUGCAUCUCACAGCAGAUGAUCUGAGCACCAUCUUUUUCAUUUCUCUUUGCGAGAGAAAAUUGAACAAGAACUCUUUGCAGACCUGGCACAAGUAUGUUCAGUCAAAAGUAGAUCCGAAUCUACCCAUGGGAAUAGAUAUAUCCCGGGAGGCUUUCCUGGAUGUUCUCCUAAAACAAGUAAAACUGGCUCCUGAUCGUGGCGUUGUGUGUGAGGAGGAAUCAAAAUCCAAAGCUUACAAGAGCCACUCCAAAGGGUCGGCACCUGCAACUUUCCUCGCGACCCAGGACCACAAAUGCUUGUUUUGCAAUCGAUCUGGACAUAAGAAUUUCGCGUGUUUUAAGAUGCAGAAAAUGGGUUAUGAAGGAGUGGAAGACAUACGAAGAGCAAAUAGAUUGUGCACAAGAUGUUUGGAGCCCUACAACUUUGAGCAUCGUAAACAGUGCAAGGGUCCCAUUUGCUCUGUCCAGGAUUGUGGAAGACCCACGAGGCACUGCAAAUACCUCCAUAAUCCUAAUACUCAAUCAAUUUAUGUUCAGCAAAGCCCAGGUGUCGACCAGGCUUCUGAGCGUGACCUGGAUAACCCGGUUUGUUCACCGAUGGUCAGCAUUGCAAAGCAAGUUGAAAAUGGUCAAAUGCGUGGAAUUUUGCGCACUUGCAUUGGAUUCAUCAAGAACAUUGGGGAUGGAGAACUCCUCAAGGUAAGGUUUCUCCUGGAUGCAGCGGCUGAGCAAAAUCUGAUAAGGCGGAGGUGUGCUCAAGAUCUUGGCCUGGAUGGUCCACGUCAGUACCUUCAAAUGAGCGUAGCUGGAGGCGGAAGUUCUAAACGUACUCAGGAGAAAAUCGUGGAGUUUCAAAUCCAGUCGUUGGAUGGGUCUUAUACUUCAAACCCUAUCAAGGCAACAUCUAUAUCCAGUAUUGCGCAACCAGUUAAGCCAAUAACCCUAAAUAGAAGCGACUUUGCCCACCUCCAUGACAUAACCUUUACUGAGGAAUAUCCGUCCUCUGGAGAACUUUGUCUCGAUGUUUUUAUCGGAGAACCAUUGUUUACCCAUUUGUGUAUUGCACCUCCAGUGACAGGGCUCCUGUCCGAGCCCGCCGCACAACACACAAAAUUGGGAUGGAUUUUAUGUGGAGCACAUCCGAAAGGAAGUGCGGAAAUUCCUGCCGUAAAAUAUACCGUAAUGGCGACCUUUUCGCGAACACCCAUGGAUCUACAAAGUUUCUGGCAACAAGAGCAUUUGGGCAUCUCUCCCAUCGACGAUAGCCUGACAGUUGAGGAAGAAGAGGCAAUGCAAAUGAUGAGCCAAAUGUCAAGUUAUGAUCCAAGAAGAAAGAAAUGGUCCUCUUCCCUUUUGUGGAAAGAUGAUCCGAAUUAUGUCCUUGCCAAUAACUAUAUAAAAGCAAAAGGUGUCAUGACCAGCGUGGAGAAGCGAACGAAGCCCGAACACAGAGUGCUCCUGAAUGAAGCUUAUUCCACCAUGAUUGAACAAGGCACCGCGGAGCGAGUACCAGAUGAUGAAAUCAAUCCAAAUGAUGGACGUUUCCUGUAUUAUCUUGAAACACAUCCCAUUCUCAAGGAGAGCACAACAACGAAGUGUAGAGUUGUAAUGAACGCUUCUAGUAAAGAUGGACAAUCCAAGAAAUCCUUAAACGACCUAUUAUAUACGGGCCCCAAUCUUCUCCCAGACAUUGCUGAGCUUCAGUUGCGAUUCCGCGCGAAGAAAAUAGCGAUCAUUGCUGACAUUACGAAGAUGUUCUUGUCCAUCGAGCUACAUUCAGACCAUGAUGCUCUUCGCUAUUUUUGGAGAAAUUUAGACCCCAACCAAAAGACACAAGUUUAUCGGAUGGUGGCAGUAACAUUUGGGAUAAAGUCAUCCCCGUUCCAAGCCAUUUGGUGCCUACUACAGACAGCUGAGAUGUUUGCCAAUGAUUACCCGGAAGCAGUUCAGGAAAUCCGUUCCAACUUGUACAUGGACGAUCUCUCGACCACGGCUGAUAGUGAAGAUCUUGCAAGAAAACUCUUGGACGACGUGGUUACAGUCUUGGAUUUGGGUGGGUUUAGGGCCCACAAAUUUGCGAGCAACUGUUCUGGAGUUCUCGUGGACCUGAGAAGUGAUGACUGCUUGACGGGUAUGGUCUCAACUCUUGGGCUCCAGUGGGAUACACUUCAGGACACCCUUGGAUUCAAUUACAUGAGUUGA
Messenger RNA from Tigriopus californicus, 2580 nucleotides. RefSeq lists its product as uncharacterized. The transcript has a single exon. Bases 1 to 2580 code for a protein of 859 amino acids. The record is from RefSeq and is a predicted model, not a curated record. Lineage: Eukaryota; Metazoa; Arthropoda; Copepoda; Harpacticoida; Harpacticidae.